Messenger RNA from Archocentrus centrarchus (flier cichlid), 2297 nucleotides. RefSeq names its product zinc finger protein 660-like. The record is from RefSeq and is a predicted model, not a curated record. The transcript has 7 exons. Gene Ontology annotation, cellular component: nucleus. Bases 799 to 2148 code for a protein of 449 amino acids. Gene Ontology annotation, molecular function: RNA polymerase II cis-regulatory region sequence-specific DNA binding; DNA-binding transcription factor activity, RNA polymerase II-specific. Gene Ontology annotation, biological process: regulation of transcription by RNA polymerase II. Lineage: Eukaryota; Metazoa; Chordata; Actinopteri; Cichliformes; Cichlidae.
AGUUAAUUGAACAGUAGUAUUAAUGAACUCCAACAUUCCUGGUUCUGCUGUUGUGAUUGGAGAAAUAAGAAAAAAUGUAAUUGUUAUUGCUUCAUAAAUUUAUCUUACAUCUUCUAUCUCAGCUGAAAUCUCUCUCCACACCUGUGUGCGAGGUUAAUGGAAGCUCUAACCACAUUUACUGUGCAGUUUAACAUGUUGGAAGAAGGUGCUACAAAUCUGUGCCACUAUGUGGUGAAAUUCGGAGACAUUCUGAGUGUCGCUGCUUUGCACUUCUCAGAGUCUCGUCUUCCUCUGUCCUCCCUGAACCUCCUGGUUCCACCUCUCAGGCUGAUGUCGGCCUGUAUGUGGCAGGUUGCACAGGAGAGAAAUGUAGAGCAGUACGAAAAACUGGCAGGAUUCAUCUCACUGGUGACAGAGAUGGUCCCAGAUCUUCUGGGCUACAAACAGAAGACUCAGCUGAUCCUUGGACUGAGGGCCCGGCUCAUUCUUGAACUGUUAAAGAUGAAUGAGGGUGACUUUAAAACAUAUGAGCAUCUUCUUGACAGUUUCCAGCAGAGGACAACAAACCACAUGGAUGAAGAGGACCUAGAUGGUGAGGUGGAGAUUUAAAAGUCAGCAUUCGUGGAUCUUGUUCAGACAUUAUUUAGAGAUCAGGCGAUAAAAGAACAUUUCUUCAAGGAGGUCUUCCCAAUCCAGUAUGGAGCUCGUUUUGAUACAGCACUGCAGAUCCUGGUGUGGGAGUUCUUUUACCGACUGGAAGAGUUCUUCCCAGUGCCAAGUUUUUCUAAUGUAUCCUCCAUGUUUGACUUUGAUCCCCUGGACUGCAAAUUUGAGGAGUUUGUCCCUAAUCUAGAAGAUCUGAAUAGACUUUUGCAGCAUCAAAAGGAGCAGCAGACACUAUCCAAAAGUACCUUCACCUUCACAUCAGACACUAUCCUAUCUGUGCUUGCAUCUCAGCAAACCUCAGUGACCUCUGGAGAUCACCUCUAUCAAAGAAUACAAGUGGGAGGUGUGGAUGACCAACAGAACAUUGAGAUAUCACAAGACAUGUCAGAAAACCAGGCAACACAGCAAGAAAAUGGCUGUAGUAUUGAAAUACUUUGCGAUGAUGGUGAAGAGACCGAUGACAGUUGGGUUGAAACUAAUCCAAACUCUCAGCAAGUGGAGUAUGAGCUCUCACCGCUGAGCUGUUCUCCACGUUCUGAAGGCACUGGUGAGACAGCUGGUGAAGUGACAUUCCAGUCAUCCCGAUGCUCAGAGAGCUCAAUGGAAGGAAUAGAAGAACAUCUGGAUCUCAGUAGAAUCGAGUCAGCUGAAAAGAGCACGAUCCAGUCUUGCACAGUGGGCACAGCUGAUGCUCCUGCUCCAUUCAGCGAGAACACCAAUAAAAACAUCUGCCCGGAGUGUGGCAAGACUUUUCCAUCUCAAGCUGGACUAAAAUACCAUUGUUUGGCUCGCUCUUCAGUUAAGCCAUUCAAAUGUACUUGUUGCAGCAAGGCAUAUAGGCACCGUAAAGACCUUAAAUAUCAUGUUGUUGUUCACACCAAUCCUGGAGUCCCACCCAUUCCUUGCCAUCUUUGCAAUAAGAGAUUUAAUACCCACUCUUCACGUGAAGUUCAUCUUCUGCGUCACAGUGGAGAGAGGCCGCAUCCCUGUCCGCACUGCGGUAAAAGAUUCCUGACAAAAUCAGUCUUGAAGUCUCACGUGCGCAUUCACACUGGUGAGCGCCCCUACAUCUGUCCUAUUUGUAACAGAAAAUUCACACAGAAUUAUCCGCUCACCGUCCACCUCAGGAUGCAUAGGCAAGAGAAGCCGUACCUGUGCAGCACAUGCGGUAUGUCCUUCUGUAGUUCUGGACCCUUGCUGGUGCAUUCGCACUAUCACACAGGGGAACGGCCGUAUUCGUGUGAAUUCUGCAAAAAACGUUUCCCUUCAGCUGCCAGCCUGACGCAACAUCGCAGGUCCCGCACAGGGGAGAGACCCUACCCUUGCUCGCAGUGCGACAAAAUGUUCAGCAGUUGUUCAGGACUGAAGAAACACAUGUCUACACACACAGGAGAGAAGCCUCAUAAGUGUGUAACUUGUCACAAGACAUUUUCUCAAAAAUCCAACCUGAAAAUUCAUCUUAAAGUCCACAAGAACAUCUAGCAAAUGGCUGUGGGAGCUUUUGGAGACAGAGUGUUACAGCUGUGGUUCAUUUGUGUGUCAGGACAUGUUUUGAUGUAUCUUUUUUUCAGUAAAGCACUAAUUUGCACUUAGUUAUGUCUGAUUUGAAAACAGAUCCUAAGAGAUCAAUA